This is a messenger RNA of Pterocles gutturalis (yellow-throated sandgrouse), 1890 nucleotides long. It is a transcript of the gene GALNT11, whose product is annotated as polypeptide N-acetylgalactosaminyltransferase 11. Bases 40 to 1866 code for a protein of 608 amino acids. Gene Ontology annotation, molecular function: Notch binding. The record is from RefSeq and is a predicted model, not a curated record. The transcript has 11 exons. Gene Ontology annotation, cellular component: Golgi apparatus. Gene Ontology annotation, biological process: regulation of Notch signaling pathway. Lineage: Eukaryota; Metazoa; Chordata; Aves; Pterocliformes; Pteroclidae.
GGUAAUUGAGAAUGGGUCCUCAAUGAUGCUAAGUCUACAAUGGGAAGUGUCACACUUCGCUAUUUCUGCUAUGGGUGCCUUUUCACAUCUGUGACCUGGACACUUCUGCUCUUUGUUUAUUUCAACUUCAGUGAAGAGAACCAAUCCUUCAAGAAUGUGCCCGUCAAGGGGCUGGAACCUCAGAGGCCAUUUCCAAAAAAAUUCUACCCCCGUUUUACACGGGGACCUGUUCGUAUACCUGAAUUGCAACAGAAAGAGAAUAAGAUAGGAAAUCCUCUUGGAAAUCAUGUCCAGGACCCAGUUAAGGGGGAGGUGGAAUUCUCUCCUGAAAUGGGAAUGAUUUUUAAUGAAGAAGAUCAGGAAGUGAGAGACUUAGGUUAUCAGAAGCAUGCUUUCAAUAUGCUUAUCAGUAAUCGGCUGGGAUACCACAGGGAGGUGCCUGAUACAAGAGAUGCAAAGUGUAGGGAGAAGUCCUACCCUUCUGAUCUGCCCUCUGCCAGUGUUAUUGUCUGUUUCUACAAUGAAGCGCUUUCUGCGCUGCUUCGCACGGUACAUAGUGUCCUAGAUCGCACUCCUGCACACCUUCUUCAUGAAAUUAUUUUGGUGGAUGACAACAGUGAAUUGGCUGACUUGAAGAAAGACUUGAGUGAAUAUGUUAAAACUCAGCUUCCAAAAACCACAAAAUUGGUAAGAAAUGAGAAGCGGGAAGGCUUGAUUCGAGGAAGGAUGAUUGGAGCCUCUCAUGCCACUGGGAAAGUGCUGGUGUUCCUGGACAGUCACUGUGAGGUGAAUGAGAUGUGGUUACAACCUCUGCUGACUCCUAUCAGAGAAGAUCGCAGGACGGUGGUGUGCCCUGUGAUUGACAUAAUUAGUGCUGACACGCUUACCUACAGCUCUUCCCCAGUUGUGCGUGGAGGAUUUAACUGGGGCCUGCACUUUAAAUGGGAUCUUGUUCCUUUGUCAGAACUGGAAGGACCCGAGGGAGCCACUGCUCCAAUCAAGUCACCUACUAUGGCUGGAGGCCUGUUUGCCAUGGAUCGUGAGUACUUUAAUGAACUUGGACAGUAUGAUAGUGGCAUGGACAUCUGGGGAGGAGAAAAUCUGGAAAUAUCUUUUCGGAUCUGGAUGUGUGGUGGUAAACUUCUGAUCAUCCCCUGCUCCAGGGUGGGGCACAUUUUCCGUAAAAGGCGUCCCUAUGGCUCACCAGGGGGACAGGACACUAUGGCUCAUAACUCACUGAGGCUGGCACAUGUGUGGAUGGAUGAAUAUAAGGAGCAGUAUUUUGCUUUGAGACCCGAGCUAAGGAUGAGGAAGUACGGAAAUAUUACCGACCGUGUAGAAUUGAGAAAAAGAUUGAACUGCAAGUCAUUUAAGUGGUAUUUAGAUAAUAUCUAUCCUGAGAUGCAAAUAUCUGGGCCCAACGCCAAAGCUCCACAGCCAGUUUUCAUUAACAGAGCACAGAAACGACCAAAAAUAGUCCAGCGUGGAAGGCUGUAUCACCUUCAAACCAACAAAUGCCUGGUUGCCCAGGGCCACCCAAGUCAGAAAGGAGGCCUGGUAGUGGUUCGGGAAUGUGACUACAACGAUCAAAACCAGGUCUGGAUUUACAAUGAAGAUCAUGAACUGAUUUUAAAUAAUCUCCUUUGCUUGGAUGUUUCGGAAACUCGCUCGUCUGAUCCACCUCGUCUCAUGAAAUGCCAUGGGUCUGGUGGCUCACAGCAGUGGACGUUCGGGAAAAACAACCGCCUCUACCAGGUCUCCGUGGGGCAGUGCAUGAAGGUGGUAGAUCCACUCAGCCACAAAGGGUACGUGAGCAUGGCCAUCUGCGAUGGGUCCCUUCCUCAGCAGUGGCAUUUUGAGAGCUGAGACAACAAGGAUGCAGCCGAGAAG